Messenger RNA from Ilex paraguariensis (yerba mate), 1157 nucleotides. The record is from the annotation of a GenBank genome assembly. NCBI's taxonomy places the organism in Eukaryota, Viridiplantae, Streptophyta, Magnoliopsida, Aquifoliales, Aquifoliaceae.
AAAAAGGUAUAAAAAAUAGUCCAACAUACCAAUACCGAUAUUAUGAUAUGUGUGAGAAAAAAAAAAAUCAUUAGAAAAUAUGGAUACCCACUACAAACCCGAUGUUUACAUGGUGGGGUAAUCGGGUAGGGUGGCCAUGUGCAGCGACUGUUGCUCUCACCUUCUCGGACAAUCAAAACAUAUGGGCAGUUAAAGAAGGGAUCUGAGUUCUCUCUUCUUCUUCUCUCUCUCACACACACACAACCCACGAUUCUUCACGCUAGGGUUCCGAAUCUGACAAUGUGGAGAUUUAAAUCCUUGAUUCUGAUCCUGGGGCUAACCUUUCCGAUUGUUCACUCAAUGCGCUUCGACCUCGUAUCAGGCGCCACCAAAUGCAUAACAGAGGACAUCAAGAGCAACGCCAUGACCGUCGGAAAAUACAGUGUCGUCAACCCUAACGAGGGAUAUCCAAUGCCCGACAACCACAAGAUCACUGUCAGAGUCACCUCACCAUAUGGGAAUAACUAUCACUAUGGAGAUCAUGUGGAUUCCGGUACUUUUGCAUUUACUGCAGCUGAGGCUGGUGAUUAUAUGGCUUGUUUUUGGGCACCUGAUCACAAGCCAGAAAUGACACUAUCCAUUGAAUUUGAUUGGAGAUCAGGUGUUACUGCAAAGGAUUGGUCGAAAGUUGCUAAGAAAGGCCAGAUUGAAAUCAUGGAACUUGAGUUGAAGAAACUGUUCGACACUGUCACAUCCAUUCACGACGAGAUGUUCUAUCUUCGUGAGAGGGAAGAUGAAAUGCAAGCACUAAAUAGAGCAACUAAUUCAAAGAUGGCCACCUUUAGUUUUCUGUCUCUUUUGGUUUGCUUGUCGGUGGCUGGUCUGCAACUCUGGCACUUGAAGGCGUUUUUUGAGAGGAAGAAGCUCCUCUAGUUUUGCUUGGAGAGUUUCUACAGGCUUCUAGCUGUCCUUUGGAAUUCUUUCAUUCUGCAGCAAUGCAGUCGCCAGUUCUAUUAUCAGCUUUUCACCGCUCGAAGAGAUGUACUACUAAAAAACUAUGUAUCACUUUGUUACAGACUUACAUUUGCUUCUAUGCUGGGAAUGGUUUUCAAAAGACCCACCCCCCACUGAUUCUGUAGUUUAAUCACGAGAUUAUUGAGAACAAAUCCUUUGCUAUC